AUGCGCCACCUACCGCUGCACCUAUCCCUCGUUGUCCUCGUCCACUCUGACACCGCGUGCGAGCGCUCGCCUGACGCCUGCGAGCCGGUGAUCCUCGUUCCCGGCGUGAUGGGCAGCCGCCUGCGGCAGCAUACGCGGGUCCCGGGCGCUCUGCAGACCUCGUCAUCACACCUCUGGCUGCCAGAGUCGCACAGGCUGCUCGCGCGCUCGGCGCUCUCCUCUCGGUCGGGCGUGCUCGGCGGCCUCUACCGCUCGUGGGUCAAGUCGCUCGACCCGCGAGGCGGCAGCCGCUGGUCGGUGGUGGAGCCGGACCGCGCCAACUGGGGCGUCAAGGGCGUCGCGUGCAUCCUCAAGGCGGGCCGAGAGUGCGUAUCGACGGCCAAGGUGUUUUGGGACAUGAUUGUCGCGCUGGAGAAGGCAGGCUACCGCGCCGGCAGCAACCUGUUUGGCGUGCCGUACGACUGGCGGCUCGCGCCGACGGAGAACAAGCUGUGCGCCGACCUGGCGACGGUGCUGCACCACGUGACCAACAACACGCGCCACCGCAAGGCGCUGCUCGCCGCCCACUCCCUCGGCAACCUCCAGCUCGUCCACUGCCUCAACCGCGUCUUCAGCGCAGAGACGCUCGCAAAGGUCAAGGCGCUCGUCGCCAUCGCGCCGCCGUUCGGAGGCUCGCCGCAGGUGGCGAGGGUCCUCUUCUCGGGCGCCGAGAUGGUCUCGCGCCUCAUCAUCUCUGACCUCGAGACAAGGGACUUUGCGCGACAGAUGCCGGCUGCGUACAUGCUCCUGCCGAGCGAGCGCGUCUUUGGCAACGACACCAUCCUCUCCCUCGGCACAGGCGACGCCUUACGCUUCAUCCUAGACACUUCGUGGACGCCUCCUGGACACUUCGCCUCCUCCCGACGCCUCGCCGCCGCCGCGAGUGCAGGCGACCCGGCGGCGCGGGAGGACUACCUCGGCACGGCAGCAGACAUGGGCGCGCUGCUGCGCAAGAUCGAGGCGCACGUCGGCCCGGAGGCGAGCGGGAUGGGGCAGGCGCACGCCGCCUCGCUGCGGGCGGACAUGUGGGAGGCGCCUCCUGUGCCGGUGGUGUGCGUCAUCGGCGCGGGCGUGCCGACGCACGUCUCGUUCGGCUACUGCGAGGGGUGGCCGCGGUCGAUGCGGGAGGAGAGCCAUGCGUGCUCCGAGCCGUGCGUGCUCCGCUUCGAGGACGGCGACACGACGGUGCCCGUCCGGUCGGCCCAGUCCGUCUGCGACCACUGGCAGCGGCAGAAGCGCUGCCUCUCCCCCCUCUCGACGGUCCACCCGCAGCGGUACCGCGCCGAGCCGUUCCGCUCCGAGUGCGUCGAGGCGGAGGGGGAGCCCCGCGGCGGAGACCACUGCACUGAGUACCACCAGCGGAUCCUGCACAAGCGGCCGACCAUCGACCUCGUACAGAGCCUCGCCUUCAACGCGAGCGAGGCGGGCACCGUGUCGCCUGGCCUCCAAGCGAGCGAGCUCUCCGACUUGGUCGCCUGGCUGCACAACUCGGCGGCUGUCGCGCUCGCGCCGGUGCCCGCCCUGCAGAGCGCGAUCGACGGCUGGAGGGCGUCGCUGCCUUCGGGCCUCUCUCCGCCGGAGGAGGAGGCCGACUUGCCGUCCUCGCUGCUCGCUGCGUGGGAGCAGCUCAAGGGCCGCGGCCUCUACGAGCAGGCCCCUCCGGGCUGUCACGCCAUCCGCGGCGCGAGCACGGUGAGCACGCACGCAGCGAUCGCCACCGGCGACGCCAAGGCCGACAUCGAGGGGACGGUGGCGGCGACUGGUUUGCCGGCCGAGCGGGUGGAGGCGGCGGUGGCUGCGGCGCGCGCCUCGUCGCAGGCGGCGCUCGGGGGCGGGAUGGCCACGCUGCGAGGCGGGCUAGGCCCUUUGCUGCGCAGCGCGGCCGACGCGCACGAGAGGCUGCGGCGCGUGGCGGCGCUUUGCGAGCAGAGCCGCGCCGAGAGCUGCAGAGGGGAGGCGGAGGGCGGGCAGCAGGAGGGGCGGGCGGAGGGGGAGGAGAGGCAGCUUGAGGAGAGGCAGCUUGAGGAGAGGCACCCUCUCUGCCACUGGGGCGACGCUGCGGGGCUCGGCCUGCCGGACGGCCCGUCGGCGUGGGAGGACAUCGAGCUGUGGAACUUGCGGCACGCGAGCGACUCGUCGGGGAGGGAGGAGCGCGAGAGGCGGCGAGCUUGGGCGUGCGGGCUGCGGCGGGCGCUCGACCCGCUCCGGCCGCCGCUCGAGCGGCUGAGGAAGCAGCUCGACUGGUCGGAGCUGCACUGGCGCGCGCUGCAGGAGCGGCUCGACCCGCUCGAGCCCCUUGCCGCCGCCGAGGAGGACGGGGCGGCGAGGGCGUCGGAGCAGCCCGCAAAGUUUGAGAGCGUGCUGUACUCGGGGCGAGAUGCGGACGAGUAUACGGACGAGAGGACAGGUUGGAGGUGGGGACCCUGUCCUUCUCCCACCCCUUGUUUGGUGCUGACUUUUGUUGCGGAGCGCGCGCUCCCGGCCCCCUCCAAGCAGAUGGCAUCCUUCACCCCAUCCCCCAAGCUCGACUUUGUGGAUGCGCCGUUCGGGAAGGCACCCGUCGACGACAACGUCGAGGCGAUGCUUUACGACCCAAAGGCAGACCCCCUGGCUGAGAUGUUUGACGCCUCUGACCCCGCGAUCACGCCCAACGCGCCUGGAGGGAUACUUGCGCGACUGCAGCAGCGGCUUGCGCAGUCCCUGCUCACGCAGGCCUUCAAGAGGUGGAACGACGUCCUCGACGAAAUGCACGUCCCAAAGUUCAACAUGACCGAGGGGCAGGACGCCUUCACGCUGCAAAUCCAGACAGAUACCCCGGAUGUGGACAUCACGGUCCAGGGCGACCUCGUGACGGUCAGCGGCUCCAAGACGUUCGAUGACGGCGAUGGGCUCUCGCACACGGACUCGUUCGUUGAAUCCGUCAGCUGUGUCCCUCGCCACGUCCUCGUGAAGAAUGCGACCUCGAGCUACGACGAGGAAACGGGCUGCGUCGUGAUCACCUUCCCGAAGGAGAAGACGCCCCAGACCGACAAGAUCCCGGCGCGGCGAGAUUAUCCGAGAUCCGAGCAAACAAGGCCUUUACUCAUCUCGCACGGGGUGUAA
Emiliania huxleyi CCMP1516 is the source of this 3141-nucleotide messenger RNA. RefSeq lists its product as hypothetical. Lineage: Eukaryota; Haptophyta; Isochrysidales; Noelaerhabdaceae. The record is from RefSeq and is a predicted model, not a curated record. The transcript is spliced from 11 exons. Gene Ontology annotation, biological process: lipid metabolic process. The coding region runs from base 1 to 3141 and encodes 1046 amino acids.